UUUUAAACGAUAGACGAUGCUUCCUCAAGGCCAACCAGCCGGGUCGAUAAUACUGUCCGGCGUGUUAUGAUCCAGACUCCAAAGCAGUCACCUGUGUACUGUCCUGGGCAUACACGUCCGGUCGUUGAUAUCUGUUAUAGCGGAGAGACAGAUUGCGGACAUCUUUUCAUCACUGCUUCAAAAGAUGGUAAAGCAAUUCUGCGCCAAGGUGAUACAGGAGAUUGGAUUGGAACAUUUUUAGGUCAUAAAGGAGCUGUCUGGUCGUGUGUCUUAGACAAGCAUGCUACUAAGGCUGCUACAGGGGCGGCGGAUUUCACUGCCAAAGUAUGGGAUGCAAACUCCGGUUCGGAGCUCCUUUCAAUCACCCAAGAUCAUAUUGUUCGGUGCGUUGACUUGAGCAAAACUGACUCAGGUGCAAAAUUACUCACUGCUAAUAACUGGAAAAAGAUUUCGGUCUAUGAUCUAAACGCUCCUAAAUCACCCAUAUCCGUAUUCGGGGGACACGAACAAAUAAUUCGUCGACUGCUAUGGUGUGGCGAAGAUAAACUUGCUUUAUCCAUAUCAGAGGAUAAAACUAUCCGCUUGUGGGAUCUCCGAGAUAUUCCGAAGCCAGCUGCAGUUCAUCAGAUAUGGUCCAAGGAAUUAUCAGACCCAGUCAACGAUAUUCAAUUCCAUAUCCCUUAUAAUGAAGAUCAAGUGAAAGCUGUGGUAGCAUGUGGAAACUCAAUCCAGACUUAUACGUUUGACUGGCGUUAUAGCAACAUGAUAGAAGCACCUGAAGCUUUCCCAAAAUUCAGUCUAUCGUGUCCAGUAAAUUCUGUCAGCUUGCAUCCCACUGAAAAAUUACUUGUAUGUGGUGGAGAUGAUCACAUAAUAUAUCGAUUAAAUUCGGAAACUGGUGAAAUAUUAGGUAAUAUUCUGGGAUGCUUUACUAUAUUAAAUUAUUUCUGAGUAUUUUAUGGUACAGCGUUGUGAUCUGAUGAAUUAAAUGAGUUUUUAUAACUUUGACUACCAUAAACGAUGAACGAAUCUAGCUAAAAAAAAUUGUUAGAUCCGCCCAUGGAAGACAAGCGUAUAAGUGUAUUUUCAAUGUUUAUCAAAACUGAACAAUUAAUUAGCGUAUUUAAACGUCGACAACAUAAUAAGUAUUGAGCAGUUUAGUAAGCCUAUAAAAUAUAACUCAUUUACAUUCAAAAUAAUAGGUUUCGCAAGUUAUUCGGGCUAUGUGACCAUCCAUAUCAAUUUAAAGUAAAAUUUGGUUCGCUUGAGAAAUUCCCAAAUGAAUGUAAGAGAUACUUUUACAUGAUGAACUACUACAACAGUUUGUAAUUGAAACGCUUAAUAAUCAUAUGGCUUACAUCAAAAACCAAUGCUGACUAGUAUUGGGGAUGGUUGUGUUGUACCAGAAAAACGCUGAUCACUUAUACUAGGAACGGGGGACCCCUGUAAUUCUCACGAUGCGAAGUAAGAACAGAAAGACUGGUAUAAGUGAAGAUUUGUUUGCCCCAAAACACGACGACUGGUUGUAUUUAAAACAUAUUGAACAGAGAACCAAGUAAAAUUGACCAGAUAGUAAGGAUAAACGCCACUUGGUUCGAAGUCAUCAGAGUUUGAAUCUUCUGAGAUACCAAUUUUAUUAGGAGCCUCAUUUGUAGAUAAUGGAUCAUUAUAGUAAUCAGCAUCUAUAGAAAUUGUAUUAGGUUUCUGACCAUCUUUCGAUGCAUCUGACAUAUUUUCUGGUAAAAGAGAAUCUCAAUAAUAAGAUCCAUCAGAAACUUCUGUCGCAGAAUGAUGAGACCCAUUUGGAGCAGCUGCAUUCAGUGUACUGCUCGGUUUUUGUGUUUCAUGGUCGGUUAUUGAGACAAUUCCAUGAAAAUUCGACAGGGCGUCUGUUUGUACGCUGGAUUAGUCACUGUCUGCACAUGCUGUUUCGGGAAUAAUGGAGUUUGAGUCCAUUACCGGGCAUGUUUCUGGAAUGGAGAGUACUGGACCACCGGGCGGAUCUUGAGUGACUGUUGUACCGUUUGAAAUACGGUUUAUCGAGGAUUCAUUGGGGCUGCAAUCAUUUUCUAGCUCUGUGUGCAGUUGAGAAAUCAGUCCAUCCACUUCCGUCGCAUCUCCAAAGCGCGAGUGACUUAACAACUGCGUGCGUAAUUUGACUAAAAACUCCAACUGUCGUCCAAAUAGUAGCUGUAAUCGAUCGGAAGGGAGAGUCAUUAUCUGAAUCAACACCGGUAAUGAUAAUUACUGUGAUUAAUGACCAAUGUCGUUGAAGGACACUGAUGACAAAUUUGGAUGCUGAAGGCUGACUUUGGAUUGUAAUUGGUUUACCCCGUCGCCGCCAAUUGUUGUGCCAGAAAAACGCUGAUCACUUAUACUCGGAACGAGGGGUCCCUGCAAUUCCCACGAUGCGAAGUAAGAACACAAAACUGGUAUAAGUGAUGAUUUAUUAGCCCCAAAACACGACGACGAACGAUGAUCAAAAUAGUCUAAAAUACACUGGUUUAUAUAUUGAUUUUACACCCAUUUUUGAUUAAUAAUUAGAAUAAAAUCACAUGUAUGAAAAAUACUUAGUUAUAACAAAUCACAUACUGAGCAUAGUUCAUGUCAAUUUAAUACAAGAAUAUCGUAUAUUAUAUAGAAAAUAUCAUACGACAAAAGAAAACAAAUACUGCCGUGAAUGAUCAUCACAUUGAAUUAGAAUGGAUGUAAUGUUGAAUAAGACUCAUAAUGAAUAAAUCAAUCGAAAAUUGAUUUUUUUUUCUUCCUAUCAUGUCAGGUUGGAAGAAAGUUAUGGACGGCCAAAUCAAAACGUGGCAUCAGUCCUUAAAGUCACUAACCUCUAGUCUUAGCCAUGUUGGUAGAUGCAGAUUACUUGGUUAGGGUCCACAUGACUAUCGUAACAUUGGAGACUCUGGGUGACAUGGUUCAGAAUCGAUCACAGUGGUGUAGGUGUAUACAAUCUUUGUAUUCCCUUAAACCGCAAGAUUAAAAUUGCUUUAUAUCUUUCUCUCUACGAACUAAUUCAUUAUUCCUGUAUUAUAUCUUUAUACACUAUUUUUCUUUUGUAUAUUACUACCAUUGAAGUAACUACUAUGAAUUUGAUCUUCAUCUUAUGCUAAUAAGAUGUGGCAACUUGGACCGAUGCAUAUAUGUGCCUGGUCCUACGUUGUAGCUGACUGGCAGAUCAAAAGACAAUUAUCGUUACCUCUUAGGUGAAGGUGUCAUGAAAUAGAGACUUGCUGAUUAAUCAGCUUUGAUUCUACAUCCAAAUGAGUCUAAUUUUUGAGUUGUUGAUUAAUGAUCUAGAUACAAAUGAUAUCCAUAUUUUACAUUGUCUACUAGACAAAAAGUGGUUUUCAAGGUGUAAUAUACAUGCUUUUGAAAGCCGUAUGGCUGUUACUUUCCCUUUAAAAUUCAGAGUCAUUUUUCAAGAAAUAUGGUGACAUUAUAUAACAGUUUUGUGGUAAAAUAAUUUUUCAGAUCGUGUCAUAAGAAAAAGCAUUUUAUGGUUUGUGCAACUUUCUUCCUAUCAGUAUAUAUUCGAGUCAAAUAAAUCUAAGUCAUUCAGUGUUCUAAAUCGUCUACUUUACAAUCCAGCUCUAACGUUUAUCUAGUUAGUUUAUGUUUUAUUUCUUUAUCCUAGAAACCUGCAAGGGACAUUUUGGCCCUCUACAUUGUGUUAGAUUUUCUCCUGAUGGACACGUUUAUGCAAGCGGUAGUGAAGAUGGCACUGUUCGUUUGUGGCAAACUGUUGUUGGAAGUGACUUUGGAUUAUGGAGAUUGACUGUACCGAAUGAAGUUUCUGCUGUUAAUUGCUCAAAUUUAUCUGUAUCUGCCAAAGAUCACUGUAGCACGAAUUUAGCCGAAGUACCGGCUACUGGUGAUACUAUUAAUAGUUGAUCCUUUUACAUAUUUUUUUCAUUAUGAAUCUCAUCAGAAAUAUUAUUGUGGUUUUUAUAAUCCAUACCAUUAUGUUAAUGCUAUAGUAAAUUUUAACCAUAAACUACUUCUGCUGAGAAAUAAUUAAGAGGACUUUGUACAGUACUGACUUCAGUUGUCAACCCUGUCAACAGUUUUAUGAAUAGAAUAUUUUUGAUAAAAUAUAAAAUUUAUUUACUCGUA
Molecule: messenger RNA, 4125 nt
Organism: Schistosoma intercalatum
Lineage: Eukaryota; Metazoa; Platyhelminthes; Trematoda; Strigeidida; Schistosomatidae
Source: the annotation of a GenBank genome assembly